Messenger RNA from Striga hermonthica, 1359 nucleotides. The record is from the annotation of a GenBank genome assembly. NCBI's taxonomy places the organism in Eukaryota, Viridiplantae, Streptophyta, Magnoliopsida, Lamiales, Orobanchaceae.
AUGGCCCCUCCAACUCCAAGAUUAGUAAUUCCCAUAGACCUCAAGAGAAGUCCAUGGCACCAAAACCCGCCGCCCCACAACCGGUGGCACCCGGAGAUACCUCCGGUGGCUGAGGUGAAAUCCGGCGAGAUUUUUCGGGUGGAGAUGGCCGACUGGACAGGUGGGGCCAUUUCCGAUGAUGAAUCUGCACUUGAUGUAAAAAACUUAGACCUUUCAACUGUUCAUUAUCUAAGUGGGCCUAUUAGAGUUGUGGACACGGACGGGAAACCAGCCCAGCCCGGAGAUAUUUUAGUUGUGGAAAUUUGCAAUCUGGGCCCAAUGCCGGGCCAUGAAUGGGGCUUCACUGCAAUAUUUGAUCGGGAGAAUGGUGGUGGAUUUCUAACUGACCACUUUCCUUGUGCAACCAAAGCAAUUUGGUAUUUUGAAGGGAUAUAUGCUUAUUCUCCACAUAUACCUGGUGUAAGAUUCCCGGGUUUGACACACCCGGGAAUAGUAGGAACCGCACCUUCAAUGGAAUUACUAAGCAUAUGGAACAAAAGGGAAAGGGAGCUUGAAGAAACCGGUCUCGGAUCUCUCAAAUUAUGCGAAGUCUUACAUUCGAGGCCGCUUGCAAACCUCCCAUCGACCAAGGGGUGUGUUCUUGGCAAGAUAAAGGAAGGAACUUCGGAAUGGGAAAGAAUAGCGAGAGAGGCUGCUCGAACAAUACCCGGACGAGAAAACGGAGGGAAUUGCGACAUCAAGAAUCUGAGCAGAGGCUCGAAAGUGUACCUUCCCGUUUUUGUGGAGGGCGCAAACCUUAGCACAGGGGACAUGCAUUUCUCACAAGGUGAUGGUGAAGUUACAUUUUGUGGCGCGAUCGAGAUGAGUGGCUUUCUCGAGCUCAAGUGUGAGAUCAUAAGGGAUGGCAUGAAAAAGUACCUCACCCCAAUGGGCCCGACCCGUUUGCACGUGAACCCGAUAUUCGAGACAGGGCCCGUCGAGCCCAGAUUCUCCGAGUGGUUAGUGUUUGAGGGAAUCAGUGUCGACGAGAGCGGGCGGCAGCACUACCUCGACGCCAGCGUGGCCUACAAGCGCGCGGUUCUCAAUGCCAUCGACUACAUUUCCAAAUUUGGAUACUCCAAGGAACAGGUUUACCUUCUGCUGUCGUGCUGCCCGUGCGAGGGAAGGAUCUCGGGAAUAGUCGAUUCUCCUAAUGCCGUCGCUACACUUGCCGUCCCGGUUGCCAUAUUCGACCAAGAUAUCCGUCCCAAAACCUCGGAUGUGCCUGUCGGACCACGUGUCGUGAGGAAUCGAGGCCUCCCGCAGUGUAGUUACGAUGGGAACUUGCCGACCACCGUAAACCCUUCUGCUACACUCUGA